GCGGCCGGAGCGCCCGCCGCGGCUCGGCGCAUCCCCGCUCUCCGCUUCUCUCCCCGCCGCGUCCCCGCGCGAAGAUGGCAACAGACGGGCUGCACGAGAACGAGACGCUGGCGUCGCUGAAGAGCGAGGCCGAGAGCCUCAAGGGCAAGCUGGAGGAGGAGCGGGCCAAGCUGCACGACGUGGAGCUGCACCAGGUGGCAGAGCGGGUGGAGGCCCUGGGGCAGUUUGUCAUGAAGACCAGAAGGACCCUCAAAGGCCAUGGGAACAAAGUCCUGUGCAUGGACUGGUGCAAAGACAAGAGGAGGAUCGUGAGCUCGUCCCAGGAUGGGAAGGUGAUCGUGUGGGACUCCUUCACUACGAACAAGGAGCAUGCGGUCACUAUGCCCUGCACGUGGGUGAUGGCGUGUGCUUAUGCCCCAUCUGGAUGCGCCAUUGCUUGUGGUGGUUUGGAUAAUAAGUGCUCUGUGUAUCCAUUGACGUUUGACAAAAAUGAAAACAUGGCUGCCAAAAAGAAGUCUGUCGCCAUGCACACCAACUACCUGUCGGCCUGCAGCUUCACCAACUCUGACAUGCAGAUCCUGACGGCGAGCGGCGACGGCACGUGCGCCCUGUGGGACGUGGAAAGCGGACAGCUGCUGCAGAGCUUCCACGGGCACGGGGCCGACGUCCUCUGCUUGGACCUGGCCCCCUCAGAAACCGGAAACACCUUCGUGUCUGGGGGAUGUGACAAGAAAGCCAUGGUUUGGGAUAUGCGCUCCGGCCAGUGCGUGCAGGCCUUUGAAACUCACGAAUCUGACAUCAACAGUGUCCGAUACUACCCGAGUGGAGAUGCCUUUGCUUCAGGAUCAGAUGACGCUACGUGUCGUCUCUACGACCUCCGGGCAGACAGGGAGGUUGCCAUCUAUUCCAAAGAGAGUAUCAUAUUUGGAGCAUCCAGCGUGGACUUCUCCCUCAGUGGUCGCCUGCUGUUUGCGGGCUACAACGAUUAUACCAUCAAUGUCUGGGAUGUUCUCAAGGGGGCCCGAGUCUCCAUCCUGUUUGGACAUGAAAACCGAGUCAGUACUCUGCGCGUUUCCCCUGACGGCACCGCUUUCUGCUCAGGAUCGUGGGAUCAUACCCUGAGAGUCUGGGCUUAAUCGUCUUCUCACAAUGUAUGUACAUAUGUACCCGAGGAUAGAAUUUGAAAUGUUCACGUGUAAAUAGAUCAUACUUCUAGAGGAGCAUAGGGCUUAUUGCAAUCUAGCUUAAGGGAGUGACUGUACAUCUCCAACGUUACUAUUAAAACUGCCACCCCUGGAAAUCUACUAGUAUAAGCCUUCAGCACUACGGGAAUAUCUUCAAAUAGAGUAUUUUUUAUUUCAAACACUCUUAAAAAUGUAUCCGUUUUUAAGGUUAUUUUAAAUUAUACUAGUCUCAACUCAUUCUGUUACCAGUAGAAUUCAGCAUUUAAUGUAUUUCAUAUUCUUUCAAUCAAAUUUGCUUUCAGAGCACUUUAAAAUCUGAUUUUUCUCGGCAUGCACUGUGAUGUUGGGAACCUUCCUCUGGAACUGCUGGUUUUAUGGACUGGAUGAAGACUGUCAGUUGGCCUGUGAUAGAAGAAAAUUCCAAUUCUAAGUGUUAUUAGACAAAAUCACUUUUUUUAAAUGUGUUUUUAUUGUAAAAGUAUCUUUUUCAGC
Propithecus coquereli (Coquerel's sifaka) is the source of this 1676-nucleotide messenger RNA. It is a transcript of the gene GNB5, whose product is annotated as guanine nucleotide binding protein (G protein), beta 5. Bases 75 to 1136 code for a protein of 353 amino acids. Gene Ontology annotation, molecular function: protein binding; signaling receptor complex adaptor activity. Lineage: Eukaryota; Metazoa; Chordata; Mammalia; Primates; Indriidae. The transcript is spliced from 11 exons. The record is from RefSeq and is a predicted model, not a curated record. Gene Ontology annotation, cellular component: heterotrimeric G-protein complex; cytoplasm. Gene Ontology annotation, biological process: G protein-coupled dopamine receptor signaling pathway; G protein-coupled receptor signaling pathway.